Molecule: messenger RNA, 3087 nt
Organism: Terrapene triunguis (Three-toed box turtle)
Lineage: Eukaryota; Metazoa; Chordata; Testudines; Emydidae
Gene: ZC3HC1
Product: zinc finger C3HC-type containing 1
Exons: 10
Coding region: 1-1500 (499 amino acids)
Cellular component (GO): nucleus
Molecular function (GO): zinc ion binding
Source: RefSeq, a predicted model, not a curated record
AUGGCGGCGCCCAGCGCUGCUGCCCCGGAGAGCGAGGAGGGGCCCGGGGGUAAACCGAAGUCCCCAGCCGUCACCCCGCAGAAGAUCCGGGAGCUGAUAGACGGGGGGAUCGCCCCGGAGGAGCCCGGCCUGGAGGGAAAGGACACAUCUGCCUUGUCAGAAUCAACUAAUGGCUCUUCACAAACGGAUGCUCUUCCUUUUGAGACAACUAGUAAAGAAGCCUUCUUCAGCAGAGUAGAAACGUUUACUUCUUUGAAGUGGGCAGGCAAACCUCAUGAGCUGUCCCCCCUGAUAUGUGCCAAAUAUGGAUGGACCAAUAUAGAGAGUGACAUGCUGAAGUGCUCCAGCUGCCAGGCCUUCCUCUGUGCAAGUUUGCAGCUGGCAUUUGACUUCAACAAGUACAAGGAGAGGUGUGCGGCGCUGAAGAAAGCUUUGUGUACUGCCCACGAGAAGUUCUGUUUCUGGCCAGACAGCCCCUGCCCAGAUCGCUUUGCUGUUUUACUGGUUGGCGAGCCCAUAGCCCUCGUCAGUGACUUCCUGGAUCGCUUUCAAAGCCUGUGUCAGCUAGAACUUCAGCUGCCCUCUCUGAAACCAGAGGAUCUGAAAAAUAUGUCCUUGACAGAAGAUAAAAUCAGCCUUCUCCUGCAUCUGAUCGAGGAGGAACUCGAAUGCAAAACCGAAGGGGAGAAAACACCGAUGAAAUUGGGCUCUGACCUCUUUCAAGUACAUGUCCCCGCCUGCAUCCUGGCCCUCUGCGGCUGGGCUUACAGCCCUUCGUCAGGGUCCAUGCACCUCCCGGUGAUCACGUGUUCCCGCUGCAUGAGGAAGGUGGGGCUGUGGGGUUUCCAUCAGAUUGAGUCUUCCAUGGUCGAAUUGGACUCUUCCUUUGGAUUCAGCAGCACUCCCACCACGCCCACAGAGGCACGCUCGGACCGAGCCCCACUGGUGCCCACGUCUCCCCGCAGGAUGAUCACGAGGAGCCAGGACACAACGUUUCCUCCGGGCUCGGAGCAGCACGAGAAGAGCCCAUCCCCCGUGACAGCCCGUAUGCGGAGCUGGGAUGGCUCGAGCCCCAUGGACCGGGCUGAGCCGGAGGCAUCAAGCCCAUCGCCGAGGAGCCGCCCGGUGACCCGCAGCAUGGGGCAGGGGGACAGCGUGGAGGUGCCAUCCAGCCCUCACAGGAGAGCCAAGCGGGCGCGCCUCUGCUCUUCCAGUAGUUCGGACACUUCCACCAGAAGCUUCUUCGAUCCCAGCUCUCAACACCGCGACUGGUGCCCUUGGGUCAACCCAGUGCAGGAGAAGGCCGUCUCAGAGGACACCGGUGACCAAUCGGAGCUGACAUCUGUGAAGGCGGAGCCUGGCUGGCGGGUGGUGCUGAAUGUUCUCCUGGCCGCCAGGAAAUCAAACAGAGCAGCUGACGCAGAGCUUGUGAGCAUCUCAGUAAAAUCCUGCAAGGUGUUCCGGAUCUUCCGGCAGUGGGAAGCCACGUGCUCCUCCUGAAGACCCCCGGCCAGGGAACGCCUGCCAGGCAGGCUGCAUGGGACAUUGGGUUGGAUUAGAGAGCUGCUUUGCAGUUGCUUGCCAGGCAGCUCGUGGAGCCGCUCCUCCAGGCCCAGCGAGCAACGGGAGCCCUUUCCUGGGGGAUGCAGGUAAUUUGGGGGUGCCCAAAGCACGGUGUGAAGGCCACACUCGGCCCUGGCUGUAAACCGCACCCACUGCAGCUCUCAGAGCCGUUGGCUUGGGGCAGCCCCCUGCCGGCUCUGCCUUUCCCCCAUCUCCAACCAGAGCAGGCUCCAGGCGGGGAGGAUCUUUUCUGCCAAGGAACUACGUCCAUUUCAUAGAUUAGUGCAGCAGACGGGCCGAGGCCUGUCCCUCACUGCACACCAUACAGGGGCCUAUGAGCCAGGGCCCCGCUGGCUUGGGGAUGUGAUGACAGGUAGUAAUAAAAUCUUUCACUGGUUUUUUUUUUUUUUCUUAGCUGUCUGGCGCUCCUUCCUGCGGGGGUGGGGCUGAUCAGUGACACGCAGCCUUAGGCCUGGGCAGUCGUACACAGAUCUGUUCUGCUGGGAUCCCUGCUCCCCACACACGGGCACAGCACCUCCCCCGAUUCCCUGCCAGCAGACCUAUAGUGGGUGGAGUUCCCCAAGUACCUUUCCUGCUCCACCGCCAGGCUCGGGGUGUCUCGCCAGAAGCUCUGGCACCUCAGAAAGAGCUGGGCUGGCUUUGUCCGCAGGCAGGCACGAGGGAGCUUAGAGGAGGGGGAGGAUCCAAUCACAGCUGCAGGAUCAUUUUCUACAAGGCCCCACAGAACCCGUGAUGCCUUGACCGCACUUCUGCUGUGCUCACGGUGACCCAGGAAUCGCACCGUGAACUUCCAGCCCAGUUUGGCCAACCCAAGAAGUUUGAAGAAGCAGCUGCACAUGCAGGAGCUUGUCUCUCCAGCAGGUCAAUGCAGAGAAAGAGGAGGCCGUUCUGUAGCCAGAACUGGUUCCCUAAAUCUACCCCUGCCAGUGUCUCUUCUUCCCCCCCACUCCUUUCUCUCUGGAAAAUAGUUGUAAUUCUGAAUUCAUAUCGUGCCACUCAUCCCAUAGAUCCCAGGAUGCUUCACAUGUUAUACCCCCUGGCAUCACUAAAACGCAGCUACCUCUGGUGUGGAGCACGGCAGCGAGCCAGUGCAAUGCACAACGCUGGCAGAGGCUGUUCAAGGACACUGAGCAAACCCUCUUGAGAAGGAAGUUGCAAGGCUCUCUAAUAGCCACACUGCACAGGUUGGACCUCUGCAAAUUUCAUAUCUGCCCUGCAUGGAACUCUGCCUUGGAGGAUGACAAACUAAGCUAAGAUGCCCCUGCUGGGAUUCAAACUCCUGCUUCUAGGGAAUCUGGGCAUGUCCAACUGUCUUGAAAGGCUUUUAUAGACUAGUCUAUUGACAAGCCCCUUUUGGCCAAGGCUAGAUGUGCCCUUGAUGUAUCCCCGGGUGCCCCCUGCAGCUGUCAUGUCUGUUCUUUAGUCCAGCUGUGGAUCAAUCAGAAUAUGGCUUAGGUGCAAAGGAGAUAUACCUAUCCUAGAACUGGAAGGGACCCUGAAAGG